This is a messenger RNA of Myzus persicae (green peach aphid), 1525 nucleotides long. RefSeq lists its product as uncharacterized. The transcript is spliced from 7 exons. The record is from RefSeq and is a predicted model, not a curated record. Lineage: Eukaryota; Metazoa; Arthropoda; Insecta; Hemiptera; Aphididae. Gene Ontology annotation, molecular function: olfactory receptor activity; odorant binding. Gene Ontology annotation, cellular component: plasma membrane. Gene Ontology annotation, biological process: detection of chemical stimulus involved in sensory perception of smell; sensory perception of smell. Bases 1 to 1455 code for a protein of 484 amino acids.
AUGGUGCUGUACACGCUGAAGACGACUGAUGUGACGCCGAUGACAGUGACCAAAGCACGGAAGACUAAUAAUAACGGUGCUGCUGAAACGGCGGGGCCUGCACCGGGGGUGGCGUCACGUGACCGGUCGGUCUGUACCACUACAGGCGAGAAAGAGUCUUGUGAAAUGCUGAAUUAUUCCAAAGACGAGGACUGUAUCAUGAGCUCGUUGAUGGCCAAAUGUACCGGCCUGCACUACGUCAUCGAUCCGAAGAGCCCCAAGCUCGGCGGCCAUAACGUUUUUCACUUGACGAUAAUGGCCAUGAUCGCAUUCACGGUAGCCUGUGUGUCCCUAUGCCCGUUCGGCCUCUACCACUGGGCCAACGACAUGACGCAGUGCCUCAUCCAGCUUAUGAUAAUCGGAAACUUUUCGUUUGGAUGCUUCAAAGCUUAUAUGAUCGUCCGGCACUCUGACGACAUUCGGCGGAGUCUGGACGUGACGCGCUUCGAUUUCGUGUCCAGCGCCAUCGCGGAUCCCGAUUCGGCACGUUUCUUUCGAAGGUGUCGCAACGUGUCGGCGACGUUUACGGGUUGGUUCGCCGCCAUCAAUCAUUUCGUGCUGAUGCUGUGGACGCUGUUGCCGUUCGUCAUCGACAGCAAUAAAGUCGAAGUAAAGAAUCGCGACGGAUCGUUCAGCUACUACCACUUCAACCCGUACAACUUGUACUUCUUGGUGUCCAGCGAGACGUACAACGAAUGGCAUCUCGUCUUCCACUUAAUCGAAUGGAUGUUUGGCUUGAUUUUCAUACUGGUCAUGAUACUCUUCGACACGUGGAUGGUCACGUUGUGCAUCGCGAUAACGUGUCAGAUGAAAGGCAUAGCCGAUGCUUAUAGAAAACUAGGACACUGUCGUAGUAGGACUGCACCAAAUGCCUGGUUCGGUGAUGAAAUUGAAUCAGCUGAUAGUUCAAAUAACGAAUAUGUAAGAGAUUUGAAAUUGGUCAUAAAGCAUCAUCAAGCAGUAUUGGGGAAAAUGAACGAUUUUUAUAAAAUCGUUGGCCCGGUUAUUCUUCCUCAAUUAAUAGUGGCUUCAUUUACAAUCAUAUUUGUUUCAUUUAUUAUUACAAGGAAUUAUUUUAAUGGCAUGUUACUAACGUCUACAAUAUCACUAAAAAUGUGCUGUUGCCCUACAUUUUUCUUUCAAAUAUAUUAUACUUGCCUCGUAUUUGGAAAUAUCGAUCAUCAGAAAAACGUCAUGAACUUUGCGCUUUACUCUUGUGACUGGACACAUAUGGAAAUUAAAUUUAAAAAGUUACUUUUAUUGGCAAUGGAAAUGCAUGAUGCCUACAAAGUGGACAUGAAAUUAACCGCAGAAAUGAUUGUCAACUUAGAACUAUUUACUAGCGUCAUCAAUUUGUGUUAUUCAAUUUUUUCGGUCUUAGUCAAUUCUCAAUUGAAGAUAGUAGAUCGACUAUAAAUUAGUUGUUGUCAUUGAAUAUGCAACGUUAUUAAUGUAGUAAUAUAAAUAGGUAAGUGUUGAAACUAAA